UUUGAGUGUGUGGAAUCAGGUCCAAUGGGAGCAGAAGAAUUAGCUUUCCGGUUUGCUGUGAACACAAUCAACAGAAACAGAACUCUUCUGCCAAACACCACUUUAACAUAUGACACCCAAAAGAUAAACCUCUAUGAUAGUUUUGAAGCAUCCAAGAAAGCCUGUGAUCAGCUGUCCCUUGGGGUGGCUGCCAUCUUUGGACCAUCACACAGCUCCUCAGCUAAUGCGGUGCAGUCCAUCUGCAACGCGCUGGGCGUUCCACAUAUCCAGACUCGCUGGAAACAUCAAGUGUCUGACAACAAGGACUCCUUCUAUGUCAGCCUCUAUCCAGAUUUUUCUUCACUCAGCCGUGCCAUUCUUGACCUUGUGCAGUUCUUCAAGUGGAAAACAGUCACUGUUGUUUAUGAUGACAGCACUGGCCUUAUUCGAUUACAAGAGCUCAUCAAGGCUCCAUCACGGUACAACCUGAGAUUAAAAAUUCGUCAGCUCCCAGCUGACACAAAAGAUGCAAAGCCAUUGCUAAAGGAGAUGAAAAGAGGCAAGGAGUUCCAUGUAAUUUUUGACUGCAGCCACGAAAUGGCAGCAGGCAUCCUGAAACAGGCUUUGGCUAUGGGAAUGAUGACAGAAUACUAUCACUACAUCUUUACCACACUGGACUUAUUUGCCUUAGAUGUGGAACCCUAUCGGUAUAGUGGUGUUAAUAUGACUGGAUUCCGAAUUCUAAAUACGGAAAAUACUCAGGUGUCAUCCAUCAUUGAAAAGUGGUCUAUGGAGCGACUACAGGCACCUCCUAAACCUGAUUCAGGUUUGCUGGAUGGAUUUAUGACGACGGAUGCAGCUCUAAUGUAUGAUGCAGUUCAUGUGGUGUCAGUGGCUGUCCAGCAGUUCCCACAGAUGACUGUCAGCUCACUACAGUGUAAUCGGCACAAGCCCUGGCGCUUUGGGACCCGCUUUAUGAGUCUUAUUAAGGAGGCCCAUUGGGAAGGCCUAACAGGCAGGAUAACUUUCAACAAAACUAAUGGCUUAAGGACAGAUUUUGAUUUAGACGUCAUUAGCCUCAAAGAAGAAGGUCUGGAAAAGAUUGGAACUUGGGAUCCAGCCAGUGGCCUUAACAUGACAGAGAAUCAGAAAGGAAAACCAGCAAACAUCACAGAUUCCCUGUCCAAUCGCUCAUUAAUUGUUACCACCAUCUUGGUAAGCAAUUUAUUUUAA
This is a messenger RNA of Nothoprocta perdicaria, 1212 nucleotides long. Its product is annotated as glutamate receptor ionotropic, kainate 2-like. Gene Ontology annotation, biological process: synaptic transmission, glutamatergic; modulation of chemical synaptic transmission. The coding region runs from base 25 to 1212 and encodes 395 amino acids. NCBI's taxonomy places the organism in Eukaryota, Metazoa, Chordata, Aves, Tinamiformes, Tinamidae. Gene Ontology annotation, molecular function: kainate selective glutamate receptor activity; transmitter-gated monoatomic ion channel activity involved in regulation of postsynaptic membrane potential. The transcript is spliced from 8 exons. The record is from RefSeq and is a predicted model, not a curated record. Gene Ontology annotation, cellular component: postsynaptic membrane; presynaptic membrane; kainate selective glutamate receptor complex.